GCUGACUUGACCGCUUGUCCCGCGCAGCUGACUCCAGGAGCAGCCUCCUCCUGAGUUCACUUUGCCCGGUGCGCGCAGAGGACUUCGGGUCAAGGAGCUCCAGCGUCCCGCGGACACAGCACCGGGACCCGAGCAGCUGCCCUGCGGCUCAGACUGCGUCCUGCAGCCGGAGGAGAGGAGAGGGGGGGGGGAGCUGCCUGCUCUGCUGACCAGAGGACGAGGUCCCGGAUCCAAGAUGAGAGCGGCCGAGCGGCAGAACGGGGACAUGAAGCGGAGGGCGAGCUACCCCGGGGAGCUGCGGGCCAAGCACGUCAACAUGGCCAACAAGAUCUGGGUGAAGGUGGCGAUGGCGAUCACGUAUUUCCUCUGCGUGUCCGUGGCCGCGUUCAUCCUGGUGAUUUACUACGUGUUCUUCUGGACUCCGGACCAGCAGAACUACAACAGCACCGCCGGCCCCGCGCCACCGAACCGCACCGAGUGCGCGUCGAGGCUCUGAUGAUCACACUGCACGCACGCACGCACCACGCAUCAUGUAGGUGAUGCGCACACCUGACACGAGGCUGCAGCCCGAGUUUGAGAUGCUGACUGAGGACCUGAGAGAGGACAGGGGGAGGCAGCCGGGCUCUGCAUGCAGUAUGCAAGGGGGGGGGGGCAGGUUCUCCCCUCCUGUCCAUCAGCUGGAGUCUUAGAGAAUCUCCAUGAAUAGGUUUUGUUCUUGAUUCAGUGUUUGGGAGGUUUUCACUGAGCCAUGAAAUGAAAGUCACACAGAAUAAAAAGCUGGUGUAGCUCCUGGAGGGAUUAGGAGACAACAGGCCUCUGGGCACAGACACCCGCUUUCUUUA
Hippoglossus stenolepis (Pacific halibut) is the source of this 842-nucleotide messenger RNA. RefSeq names its product putative transmembrane protein INAFM2. The transcript has a single exon. The coding region runs from base 236 to 496 and encodes 86 amino acids. NCBI's taxonomy places the organism in Eukaryota, Metazoa, Chordata, Actinopteri, Pleuronectiformes, Pleuronectidae. The record is from RefSeq and is a predicted model, not a curated record.